Messenger RNA from Stylophora pistillata, 537 nucleotides. RefSeq lists its product as uncharacterized. Lineage: Eukaryota; Metazoa; Cnidaria; Anthozoa; Scleractinia; Pocilloporidae. The record is from RefSeq and is a predicted model, not a curated record. Gene Ontology annotation, molecular function: carbohydrate binding; calcium ion binding.
AUACCAACGAAUGCACUAGCGGAACACACGACUGUGAUGCGAAUGCCGAGUGUAACAAUACCCUGGGAUCUUACAACUGCACGUGUAAAGAUGGGUUUCAUGGAAAUGGAACUCGCUGCACAGAUCUGGACGAAUGUGCCAGUGGAACACACGGCUGUGAUGUAAAUGCUGAGUGUAAUAACAUCUUGGGAUCUUACAACUGUACGUGUAUCUAUGGAUUUAAUGGGAAUGGAACUAACUGCACCGAGAAAGUGUGGUCUAUUACCAUUUGUGAACGUAAACCUAACCGAAUCAUCAGUUGUGAAAACGAAAGAAAGAUCGACGCAGUGUAUGCGAAUUUCGGAAGAUUGGACCGAGUGACAUGCGUCCAUGGAGUAAUGUCGAACACAAACUGUCGCGCUGUGAACUCUCUUUCCACCGUGCAGACAAAAUGCAACGGAAAAGUCAGCUGCGAACUGGCUGCGACAAAUUCAGACUUUGGUGAUCCAUGUGCUGGAACAUAUAAAUAUCUGGAAGUCAAAUUCAAGUGCGUGUUAA